Molecule: messenger RNA, 1354 nt
Organism: Phragmites australis (common reed)
Lineage: Eukaryota; Viridiplantae; Streptophyta; Magnoliopsida; Poales; Poaceae
Exons: 2
Coding region: 1-1101 (366 amino acids)
Molecular function (GO): protein binding
Source: RefSeq, a predicted model, not a curated record
AUGAUGACGGCGAUCAAACGAUCCCCGCCUUGGGCAGACCUGCAGCCAGAACUUCUGGGCCUUGUCCUCAGGCGGCUCCCCUCCCUAGCUGACCGUGUCCGACUACGAGCAGUGUGCCGCCCAUGGCGUCGCGGUGCUCGGCUGGAGCCCCUGCCCCCUCCGCAGCCGUGGGUCACUCUCCUCGAUGGGACCUUCCUUAGCAUCCCAGGCGGUGAAAUCCAUCGCAUGCCUGUACCAGAAGACGCUCGUGUCUGCCAUGGAUCCGUGGGUAGCUGGCUCUUCCUCGAGCACGUUGGUGGUGGGUGCUCACUGAUGAAUCCUUUCUCCAAGGAUGUUGUGCAGCUUCCGACGGUAGACACCAUUUGGCAUCAUGACAGGGUGCGUCCAAUCUUCUUCAAGCUGGUGUUGCUCUCGUCCCUGGACCCAUCACCAAAUUCCAUGUUUGCUGUACUGAUCAUGGACACUAGAGAUAGGUGCAUAAUUUCUAUUUGCCGGUCCCCGACUGCCACUGCAUUCAGAGUGCCCGAUCAUGACUACAUCCUUGACCUUGCAUUUUUUGACGGAAAGUUGUAUGCUCUCUCACUCAAGAAUAAGCUAUUUGUCCUCGAGAUUGAUUCGAGCUACGAAGGUAAGCCAAGAAUCCCACCCAUGAAAUGCAUAGGAUAUACAUGUGUAGAGCUGUGUUACCUUGCUGAAUCUAGUGGUAGAUUGUUGUAUGUAAGGCGACAGAUUGGAUUCUUUUUGCACAAUAACAAUAAGACAAACCAUGCCCGUACUCUUUCAUUUGAAGUCUUUGAGGCAGAAUUGACUGCCGAUUCUUGUGGUCAAUGGAGACAGGUCAGUACUUUGGGAGGCCAAGCGCUCUUUAUUGGCAAACACUCCAAGUCUCUCCCUGCUUCUGAAUGUGGUGCUCAGGAGGAUUGCAUCUACUUCAUGCAUGACUACGCUAAGAGAAAUUCUUAUGCAGAUCUUUUCUACGACUGCGGUGUGUUCAAUAUGAGAAAUGGGAUGAUCACGCCUUUGUUGCCAAAGACUGCGGUGGUGCGGCCACAAGGCGACAAAGGGCGUCCGGCAUGGUUUUUUCCUGCUGAAGCUAUGUAAUCCACAUUCCAGCAUAGCAUGCUUUGUUGUUUGAGGACUAGCAGGAGGAGGCACACCAAUGGUAGAGAGGCAGAGUAAAAAUGAUGUGUGUAUUAUGGUGGCGUAGCAUAAGUUGAUUUGAUAACUAAGUAUAACGGAGUGUUAUAUACUUAUACAGAGUAGAAUAGAUAUUGUAGAUAGCAUUAGACAAUAUUAGCAUGUACUGAUGUUAUAUGAAUAUCCUUAUUAGCGCUCCACGAUCUUUAUCCUUGCA